AUGGUGGCUAAACAGAGGAUCCGCAUGGCCAACGAGAAACACAGCAAGAACAUCACGCAGAGAGGAAACGUGGCCAAGACGUCAAGAAAGGCCGAGGAGGAGAAGUAUCCUGUGGGUCCCUGGCUGCUUGCCCUCUUUGUAUUUGUUGUGUGUGGAUCAGCCAUAUUUCAGAUUAUCCAGAGUAUCCGUAUGGGGAUGUGA
This is a messenger RNA of Chelmon rostratus (copperband butterflyfish), 201 nucleotides long. RefSeq names its product stress-associated endoplasmic reticulum protein family member 2 (gene serp2). Bases 1 to 201 code for a protein of 66 amino acids. The transcript is spliced from 4 exons. The record is from RefSeq and is a predicted model, not a curated record. Gene Ontology annotation, biological process: endoplasmic reticulum unfolded protein response. NCBI's taxonomy places the organism in Eukaryota, Metazoa, Chordata, Actinopteri, Chaetodontiformes, Chaetodontidae. Gene Ontology annotation, cellular component: endoplasmic reticulum.